Messenger RNA from Penicillium canescens, 1229 nucleotides. RefSeq lists its product as uncharacterized. The record is from RefSeq and is a predicted model, not a curated record. Lineage: Eukaryota; Fungi; Ascomycota; Eurotiomycetes; Eurotiales; Aspergillaceae. Gene Ontology annotation, biological process: regulation of DNA-templated transcription; chromatin organization. Bases 187 to 1113 code for a protein of 308 amino acids. Gene Ontology annotation, cellular component: NuA4 histone acetyltransferase complex; nucleus; Rpd3S complex. The transcript is spliced from 4 exons.
AAAAAAAGCAUAGUGCUUGAAUAUUGUGGCCAUAGUAGCCCGUGAGUCGUCACUUCACGUCCUUUCCCGCCAGCAAGAAGGUGGGAAGUUCUAUUCCGUGCACAUUCAAGCCCAGCCAGGGCUCUGAAUACAUCGCCUGCACGUCAAAUCCGCCCAUCCAUCUUCUUUCUACUUCAUUUCGCCAUAAUGGCACCUUCUAUGUACAGCAAGGACGAGAAGGUCCUCUGUUUCCAUCAUGAAAUCCUCUACGAUGCCAAGAUUCUGGAUGUCCGCCACAAAGACCCCAACGACAAGAAAAGUCCGUUUGAGUAUCAAGUCCACUACAAGGGCUGGAAAAACACAUGGGAUGACUGGGUCCUAGAAGACCGUCUCCGGAAGCACACAGAAGACAACCGCGAGCUGGCCAACAACCUGCGCCGCGAAGCCGAAGCAUCAAUCCGCCAGAAAACCACCAAGGCGUCCGCAAAGAAGCGCGCCACUUCCGACCGUAGCUCUGUGCGCGACAGCGAAGAACGCGGCAACUCCGUGCCGGGCCGUGGCACAAAGCGAGCCCGGGACAACGACAUCGAAAAGGAAGAAAGCUUCAACAUGCGCCCCUCAGUCCGCAUCGUGAUGCCCGACAACUUAAAGUCCCUGCUAGUCGACGACUGGGAACAGGUAACCAAGAACCAAUGUGUGGUCUCCUUGCCAGCGCGCAAUCCCGUGCGCCAGAUCCUGCAGGAUUGGUAUGAGGAAGAGCAGCCGAAGCGAACCAGCUCGGCGGCUGACCAGGACGUGCUGGAGGAAGUGGUUGCCGGACUCCAGGAGUAUUUCGACAAGUGCCUGGACAAGAUCCUUCUGUACCGUCAUGAGCGUGCGCAGUACCGUGGUCUGCGGAAGAAGUUCGAGGCUGCGACCGGGGAGUUGGCUAACAAGGGGCCUAUUGAUGUCUAUGGAGCUGAGCACUUGAUCCGUCUUUUCAGCACCAUGCCUGAGCUUAUUGCUCAGACAAACAUGGAUAUGCAGGCGACUAACCGUCUGCGUGAGGAGAUUUCUAAGCUUGCUAUGUGGUUGAGCAAGCAUUCGGAGAAGUACUUCACCACGCAGUACUUGACCGCGGAGAAUACUCACUGAGUACGUCCUGGUUUUUACGUUCUUGUUUCAUGAUGGACGGGUGGCCUUCCCAGUAAUUGAUAUCAGUUUGAAUUUGAAUCGAGUAGUGUCCAGCAUCCGAUUUUGUUUUUACUUUU